This is a messenger RNA of Stylonychia lemnae, 708 nucleotides long. NCBI's taxonomy places the organism in Eukaryota, Ciliophora, Spirotrichea, Sporadotrichida, Oxytrichidae. The record is from the annotation of a GenBank genome assembly.
AUGUCUAACUCAUUAGAUAAUUAAUCACAAUAAAAUACUACUUUGAAUUUUACUACAUUCAGGCGUUAUUAGCCUAAAAUGAUUGGGAAUGUUUACUGCUAUUGGUAUAAUAAGAAUACUUCUCAGCCAAGAAUAACGAUAGGCCCUACUUGGAUGUUUGCAGUACCAGUUUUCAUAGCUGCUCUUGUAAUGCUAUUUUGUUUUAUCCAGGGAUUGCUAUAUAUGAAUAAGAUUGGUAUGAUACUUAAGUCUAUUGCUUUUGUUAUGAUUGGAUUUAAUCUGUAAUCGUAUUUUUAUACUCUGCUUGGAAAUUAAGGACUUCCCAAGGAGUUGUUCAUUAGACAAGACAUAUUAGCUACAUAAGGUGAUUCACUUAAUGCUUCAAGCAGCAGCAGCUCAAGCAAUAAUUCCCGUUCAGCUAAUAAUAGCUUUAAAGAUGUGUCACUUGGCAGUAUAGAUAUGGAAAAUGGCUACUCAAGUGGUUUAUAGAAUAGGAGAUGCGAAAUAUGUGAUAUUAGGCAGGAGGAAAAUGAUUAUCAUUGCAGAGCGUGUGCUGUCUGUGUUCGUGGCUAUCAUCAUCACUGUGUGUUCUUUAGUAAAUGCAUUGGAGAGGGAAAUACUCAAAGUUUUUUCCAUACUUUGAUUUUGCUUGUGGUUCUCACUUGCUACUACACCGCUCUUGUAAUACUAGAGUAGGUUUAUUUUUGA